This is a messenger RNA of Ruditapes philippinarum (Manila clam), 2220 nucleotides long. RefSeq names its product interleukin-1 receptor-associated kinase 1-binding protein 1-like. The record is from RefSeq and is a predicted model, not a curated record. Gene Ontology annotation, biological process: immune response; canonical NF-kappaB signal transduction. The transcript has 3 exons. NCBI's taxonomy places the organism in Eukaryota, Metazoa, Mollusca, Bivalvia, Venerida, Veneridae. The coding region runs from base 96 to 893 and encodes 265 amino acids.
UGACAAGCGUCUAUGUGACUUGUGGUAACAAGUAUCAACAAAUAAAUUGGAAAGGUGGGAAUCCCUUCAAUUUUUAAUUUUUGGGGCCGUAAAUAAUGACGAACUAUGUCCCGUCUCAUGUAUUCGCAUCAAUAACAACAAGAAGUAAUAAUCAACAGUCUAACACGCAAGGAAUUCUUCCGCCUCAAAGAGAUAACAUGUUUUCUAAUUUGCAAAAUCCAACAGAAAAUUAUUCAAACAAAACAAUACCAAUGGAUAGAACAGACAGACUUAUUAAAGUAACAGCGGUUGGUGAAGUGUCUCUACCACCUGAUAGAUGCAGAGUAACAGUGAAAGUUCAUAGUACAAAGGACAAUGUUCAGGAUGUGAAAAACAGUAUACAGAGACGUCUUGAUUAUAUCCUCCAAACAUUUCAGAAUCAUGGUGUCAAGGAGACUGAUAUUCAAGUUCACAAGUCAAUGCGAAGGUUGGAGAGCAUGUAUGAUAUGACAACAGAAGUUAUAGUGGUGUUCCUUGAUUUUCAUAAGUGCCAGACAGCUUGUAACCUUCUGGUUGAAAAAUUAGAUGAAACUGUCAGUGUAGGGAUGCCAGAAUUUUAUCAUGCUGGGACAACAUUAGAAACCCUUAGACAACAAGCAAGUCUCUUGGCUGUACAUAAUGCUAAACAGAAAGCUCAAGAAAUGGCAAAAUUUGUACAUCAAGCUGUAGGCAAACCUAUCUGCAUACAGGAGGAGGAGUCUAAGGAGUGGGAGGGUCAGAUUGAGGGUGUGGCAGAGGUAGAGACACACCCAACAGUGCAGCAAAGAAUCUCACAAGCUACAGUGACUGUUUCUUGUAGAGUAAAUGUAACAUUUGAACUUAAACCUAAAGUUAAGACCAAGUCAGCAUCAUGAUAUUUUUAUUUUGUAAAUGGUAGCUUUAAAUGGAAAAGUUGCAUAACUAUAGCAUUACAUAAUAGGAAAAGACAUACAUAUUCAUGGAUGUGAUGAAAUUAAUUUACAUAAUCUAUAGGACUUUAAGUAGUAAAAUAGAAAAGAAAAAACAUAUGGAUUCCCUGAAUGACCAGUAUAUUGUUCUGGACAGUGAUAAAGUAAAAUAUUUUUAGAUAAAACCAUGAUGGCUGAUUAUGAUAAAUCAUCUAAGUUAUGCGUGGAAGUGUAAAAUACUAAGAGGAUAUUUUUUCGUUUGCGUGAAAUAUGGAAUAUAUUUUCACGAAACAUGAUAAAAUGCCACAUAUUUUCACGAGCCGGUACGACGAGUGAAAAUAUGUGGCAUUUUUUCAUGUUGAGUGAAAAUAUAUACCAUAUUUCACAAAAAACGAAAAAAUAACCUUUUUAUUUAAUUUCAUUAUCAAAGAAAAUGUUAACGAAUCCCCUUGCUUGCUACCAACUGCAAUUGUACAGCGCGCAGUAAUUUAUGCGUAAGCACGCGCUGUUUGGCGCUACAUUGUGACGUCAUGUAAACAACUCUUUAAGCGUCUGUACAGCGUUAAUUACUGAAUUAAAAAUAUUGGUGUUCGGAUUAAUUUUCUUAGUUAGACCAUUUUCUAUCAUGCUAGAAAGUUUUCAAAACAAUAUUCAAGAAAAAGUUGUUUUGUAUUUAUCAGAUUUUUCAAACAAAACGGCGAAAGAAGUCCCUUCAAAUAAAUAUGAGUUUUGACUCCGCCCACUUUCAUAUUUAUAUUUCAUAUUUAUUUUUAAAAAAAUAUGAAAUAUAUUUGACUGAUAUAGCACCAUAUUUCAUGGAUAAAAUUAAAUAAUGUUUAAUAUUUUUCAUUAAUCAUUUGUAACAUGUGUUGAUAUAGUCUUUGCUAGGACUGCAUUUAUCCUGUGAUAAAAAUGUACAUGUACCAGUGCAUGUUAUUAUUUUAUGAACUUUGCUUGUAUUAUUUAUUACAUGUACUAUUAAAGAAGUGUCAACUUGUGACAGUUACCCCCCAGUAUGCCCAAGUAUCAUGGGAUUAGAUAAACUGUCUAAAUAAGUUUUGAUUCAUAUAGAAAUGUAUAUAUAGUUUAUAUAUAAUGUGAUUGAAAGAUGUGUAAAUAAAUUAUGUUUUGGUACAUACAGUUUUUUUUUGUUUUUUUUUUGUAGAAAUUUCUUUUCAUAUUAAACAUUCCUAGGAUUAUUACAAUUACGCCAGAUAUGAAAUGCAUGUUUAAUCACAUUGCUCACUUUUUUCUGUAAUGUUUGUACAUGUAUAUAAACCAGUCAGAUUCUUUA